Penicillium odoratum is the source of this 1152-nucleotide messenger RNA. RefSeq names its product ribokinase. Bases 1 to 1152 code for a protein of 383 amino acids. Gene Ontology annotation, molecular function: ribokinase activity. The transcript has a single exon. The record is from RefSeq and is a predicted model, not a curated record. Gene Ontology annotation, biological process: D-ribose metabolic process. Lineage: Eukaryota; Fungi; Ascomycota; Eurotiomycetes; Eurotiales; Aspergillaceae.
AUGGCGCCUCUCAUCCGAGUCAUUGGCUCCCUCAAUGCCGACAUGGUGUCGGUCACACCACGAUUCCCGUACCCCGGCGAGACAAUCACCGCCUCAUCCUAUUUCCAAAGCGCAGGCGGAAAGGGUGCCAACCAAGCCGUCGCUUGCGGACGCAUGUCACGACCAAGGCCCCAAGCCGACUCAGCAGGCCUCAACACCCAGAGUGACGUCCAGGUCGAGAUGGUAGGCGCGGUAGGUGCACGCGACGGUCAUUUCUCCGCACUACUAAAGCCGACUCUGGAGAAAUCCGGCGUAGACCCAUCGCGGGUCCGAGUCGUCGAGGACGCAUAUACCGGCGUAGCAGUGAUUAUCGUCGACUCGUCCGCCGGAGGCGAGAAUCGUAUUGUGUUUUCCCCCGGUGCCAACUACCAGGGUAUGCAGCCGACGCCCGACGUGCUGGGUAUGGCUCUUGCGGCUCCCGUGCCUGAUGUGAUCGUGAUGCAGGGUGAGAUCCCUGUUGAGACAGUGAUUUGGUUCCUGAGGGAAAUUGCGACAUUCAAGACGAAGAACCGUACUGCUGGCAAGCGCGGCAUUGAGCGUGGCCCCGACGUUAUGCUGAACCCGGCCCCUGCUCCACCUGGUGGGCUCCCGGAGGAUGUCUAUUAUGCUGUUGACCAUUUAAUCUUGAACGAGACGGAGGCGGAGCUGAUGACCCCGUCGACUGAGCAAUUGCUCCGCACUGUUCCAGACGCCGACUCGCUAGACAGUAAGGAGAAGGUGGCAAGAUACUUCCACAAACUAGGCAUCACCUACGUUCUGAUUACAUUGGGGGCCAAAGGCGUUUGGUACAGUGCUACAGAUGGUGGAACAUCUGGCCCCAGCGACGGGGUUCGGCGCUUCACGAAUGAGCUCCCCGCAGCCCCUGUGUCUCAGGUGUUGGAUACCACCGCUGCGGGAGACACCUUUGUGGGGGCGUAUGCUGUCAAGGUUGCGCGGUGGCGCGAAAAACGCCGCGCCGAGGGCAAGUCUGGCAAGGAUAUUACUGAUGACGAGAAGCCGCAUCGUUACAAGACCGUCAUGGAUGAGGCUAUGCAGCUGGCUGCGCGUGCGUCCGCUCGGGCCGUGGAACGGCUUGGUGCAAUGGACAGCAUUCCGUUCGAGGAUGAAAUUUAA